This is a messenger RNA of Oncorhynchus mykiss (rainbow trout), 4813 nucleotides long. RefSeq names its product BDNF/NT-3 growth factors receptor. Lineage: Eukaryota; Metazoa; Chordata; Actinopteri; Salmoniformes; Salmonidae. Gene Ontology annotation, biological process: positive regulation of phosphatidylinositol 3-kinase/protein kinase B signal transduction; protein phosphorylation; positive regulation of kinase activity. Gene Ontology annotation, molecular function: ATP binding; brain-derived neurotrophic factor receptor activity; brain-derived neurotrophic factor binding. The record is from RefSeq and is a predicted model, not a curated record. Gene Ontology annotation, cellular component: signaling receptor complex; plasma membrane; axon.
UAUAGCCUAGAAGGACACCACCGCAUCUCGUCCGACCGAGACACAUCGAGACACAUCUCGUCUCGUUCUAAACACAAGACCGCCGGUGAAUGACGGGGAGGAGAGCCCUUUAACCCCUGGCCAUCUGGAACAAUCAGCGUGGAAUCGGAACUAAAACAAUGGCUGGAGGGCGUAUUCUUGACGGCGAUCUAUAACAUGCUGUAUGUUUUGAUGUUGGUUGGCCUACCCGCGCCGCCUCCUCCUCGGUGCACUGCUUGAACAACCCAACAAUAAACGGUGUGCGCUUUCGGCUCCGUUGUCUCUGUUCAUUAUCUAUUCAUCCACGGCUCUGCCUCUGGCAGACCUGCACAGGACAUAGGGGUUUGUGUGGAAUUAUAAGUGCCAGUGUCAUCUGACUGAGGGAGAGAGAGAGAGGGAGAAAGAGAGAGAGAGAGAGAAUCCUUGGCAUACACACACGUCGGUGUCUCAAUGUGAAUUUGAGUGACUGGCUGGAUUCUUGUGGAGACGAACGGAACGGAUAAACCCAUUUUCAGCAUCUCACCCAUUUGCGCGGAGAGCGGCUGGUGCCUGCUCGUCUGGAUUGAGCAUUUGACUGCGUCUCUUUCUGCUGGAGCUUGGUUUAUCCAAGCCGUCCCUGGUCGGGCAUGGAGGGAGCCGAGAUGAGCGCCUUUCGGAGGGGUAGUGGGGUGUUUCUGUUCGGGUUGUGUUGCGUACUAAUGGGACUGUGGAGGCUCGGGGCCGCCUGCCCCGCGUCCUGCUCCUGCAGCGGGACCAGGGUCGCCUGUGUGGACCAGGAGCGGGGUAUCAUGGCUUUUCCCGUGUUGCAGUCGGAGCUGGAGAUGGACAACAUUACCGACAUAUAUAUUGCAAACCAAAGUAGCUUCUCGUCCAUCAAUGACAAAGACCUGCAUUAUUACCGGAACCUCACGAAUCUAACUGUGACUAACAGCCGGCUUACCUAUGUAUCUCGACUGGCCUUCCAGAACAACCUCAAGCUUCAGUAUCUGAAUUUGAAAGACAACAACCUGUCAUCUCUGUCUUGGAGGAUAUUUCGACAUUUAAACAUAUCAAAUCUGAUUCUUUCAGGGAACCCGCUGCACUGUUCCUGUGAGAACAUAUGGAUGAAGCUGUGGCUGGGAGAGGAGGCCGAUGCUCAGGACCUCCAAUGUACAGCGGAGGGGGGCGGGAGGAAGCCCCUGACCAGGCUCAAGCUCCCUCACUGCAUGGUUCCCAUGGCGACUCUGAGCCCGUCCAAGGUGAUGGUGCAGGAGGGUGCUGAUGUGGUGCUGACAUGCAACACCUCCGGAGAGCCCUCUCCUGAGCUCAUCUGGAAAAUGACCCCACUCAUCUCCUACUAUGAGAUUGAGACCUCGGGCCAAGUGUCUGAGCUCCAUCUCUAUAACCUCUCCUCCCUGGACAACAACUGUAAGAUCACCUGCAGUGCUGGGAACAUUGUGGGAGAGAAUGAGUCCACAGUCCUCCUCAACAUCCUCUUUCCCCCUAACAUCAGUAAGUUGAGUGAUGCCUACCAGGACCACCACUGGUGCAUCCCAUUCAGUAUGUCUGGGAACCCAAAGCCCGAGCUCCGCUGGCUGUUAGACGGGGAGCCAGUCAUUGAGGGACCCUACAUCAUGACCAUGAUCCAUGACUUCUCUGAGAGGGAGUACCACGGCUGCCUUCAGCUGGAUAGCCCCACACACAUCAACAACGGACCGUACACCCUGCUGGCCAGCAACAAGUACGGACAGGACCGCAAGACCGUCAAUGCCCACUUCAUGCACAACCCCUUUGAGGGAGGAACAGUGACAGAACCUCUUUACUAUGACCCAACUACAGACGACACACCCCUAGAUCCACCGGAAGACAGAGUUGCUGUGUACGUGGUCGUAGGGAUUGCAGCAGUAGCCUUCACGGGUUUCCUCUUGAUGCUGGUCAUCCUAAAAUUCGGGGGGAACUCAAAGUUUGGAAUCAAAGGUGCAUCGUCUGUGAUCAGCAACGAUGACGACUCAGCCUCUCCUCUCCACCACGUGUCCAACGGCAGUAACACUCCGUCCUCUUCUGAGAUGGGCCCAGACGCCGUCAUCAUCGGCAUGACCAAGAUCCCCGUCAUCGAGAACCCUCAGUACUUCCGCAGCAACAGCAUGCUCAAAUCAGACACCUUUGUCCAGCACAUCAAGAGGCACAAUAUAGUUCUGAAGAGGGAGUUGGGAGAAGGGGCGUUUGGCAAGGUUUUCCUGGCCGAGUGCUAUAACCUGUCUCCUGAGCUCGACAAGAUCCUGGUGGCUGUCAAGACCCUGAAAGAGGCCAGUGAGAAUGCGAGGAAGGACUUCCAUCGAGAGGCCGAGUUGCUGACCAACCUGCAGCACGAGCAUAUCGUCACCUUCUACGGUGUGUGUGUGGAGAGCGACCCCCUCAUCAUGGUGUUUGAGUACAUGAAGCACGGGGACCUCAACAAGUUCCUCAGGGCUCACGGUCCCGACUCUGUGAUGAUGGGUGACGGUCCGACAAACCGACCCGUGGAGCUGACCCAGUCCCAGAUGCUGCACAUCGCCCAGCAGAUCGCUGCAGGCAUGGUCUACCUGGCCUCCCAGCACUUUGUCCACCGAGACCUGGCCACACGUAACUGUCUGGUGGGAGAGAACCUGCUGGUGAAGAUCGGUGACUUCGGCAUGUCCCGAGACGUGUACAGCACGGACUACUACAGGGUAAGUGUGGGCGGUCACACCAUGCUGCCCAUCCGCUGGAUGCCUCCAGAGAGCAUCAUGUACAGGAAGUUCACCACAGAGAGUGACGUGUGGAGUCUGGGUGUGGUCCUCUGGGAGAUCUUCACCUACGGCAAACAGCCCUGGUACCAGCUCUCCAACAACGAGGUGAUUGAGUGCAUUACACAGGGGCGUGUCCUGCAGCGGCCUCGCACCUGUCCCAAAGAGGUGUACGACCUGAUGCUGGGGUGCUGGCAGAGAGAGCCCCACAUGAGACACCACAUCAAGGAGAUCCACAGCCUACUGCUAAACCUAGCCAAAGCCUCUCCUGUCUACCUGGACAUCCUGGGCUGAGCGGGUGUGCGUGUGUGCGUAUGCGUACAUGCACGUGGCUGUACAAUACAAGAGAGAAUGAGUGUGUGCCUGUACGUGUGUGUCUAUUGAUGCACCUGUCCUUGAGUGUGUUUUAAGCUACGAUCAAACUCUUUAAGGCAAUCAGAAGAUUCCCCAACUGUUCCCUUGUGCCCUCCCCUCUCCUCUCGCUCUCUCUAUCUCUCUCUUACUUUCUGCCUACUUCUACUCUUUCAUGCAUCUCUUAACCUACCACCUUCUUCCUGCUCAAGAUACUUUAAGAAUGGUUUGCAGUGGGAAGGCUUCUCCCAUCGGCACAAAGGAUUUUAAACUGUGGCUAAGUAAGUAGUCUACAGUAAAUGGCUGAGGGCUCUAUACGAGCAGGCGGUGGGUUUUUUCCCCAAUUGGUUUCUGCAAACGCCAUCCUUCUGUAAAUAAAACCCCUGAGGUCGAGAAGAGGUGCCUCCACUGCAGAUAGGCUGUUUCUUCUCUGUACAUAGAGGACCAGACAUCGGACCCCGCAAUGUCCUGCAAAGAGUUGAGAUGCGUUGCUCCGUGGAAGGAGACAUGGAAGCAACCAGACUGUUACUUUCCCCUCAUGUCAACAAGUCAUGACAUAACAAGACAUAACAAGAUAUAGUAUUGCCCCUCAUGCCGACGAGCAGCAACAAAUGACAUGCUAUUGUAUAACUGAAGCAAUGCUGAAAGUAAACAUAAAAGGGAGAUUUGUGGCUGUUCACCAGUGGGUGCUCUUCAGCUGUCUGUCUGUUGUCAUUGUCUGUGACUAUGUACACGAAAGAGGGUAUUUGAUACAUUUUGGGGGAUGAAGAUGUUUUAAUUCCCAUGUCAAGUGCUGAUGUCAUGUAAUUUAUCGAUGUACGUGUCCAACAUUCUCGGACGAUCCUGAGACAGAGAGUAUGAGCAGGAUCUGUGUUAGAUCGCCCGUUCAUGGUCAGUGGCGAGGAUCUCCGUUUAGGCGUGGUUGGGUCAACUGUGGUAGAGUCCUGGCACACACACAUAUCCCCCACCCCCUACUACUACACACACACACACUCAAAAGGCUUCUGCAGGAAAUUGAAUUCUGCAUGUUUUAUUAUUUUAGCCCCACAGUGCUUUAGCGACGGAGCCCCAGCCCUAGUCAGUAAUGGUGUAAUGUAUAUUUCAUUAAGGAGCUAAUGUUGGCCAUUAGCACAGUCUCCCCCUCAGACAUUUAAGACGUAUUGUUUAAUGGGAGAGAGGGAAAGGAGAUGAGGAAGUGGAGGAGAGAAAGACGAUGAGAUAGAGAGGAGUGGAGAGAGAGCGAGAGAGAGAGAGAGCGAGAGGGAGGGAGGGAGGGAGGAGGCCUGAAUGUCUGCGGGGAAAUAGUGAGAUAACAUCCAUCAUAGUGCGGUCUUGUCGGUUUUCGAACCCACAGCUGUUUGCUUCACACACCUCGCAUUCCUGUGGUGGGUUCCUCAACCACACACACAGACACAGACACAGACACACCACCCACAAAACCUUCUCUUACACAUUCAAGGUCAACUGUAGGCUCACCUAGACUUUCAAGAUCAAACGCCUGCAUUAUCAUAGACACACAAUAAACAGACUUACUGAGAUGUAAUAACUUCAUACAAGACUGUUUGAGUAUCAUGAUAUUGUCAUAUGCUUCUGUAACUGAUUGCAUGUGACUGGUUUGGUCAUAUCCUCAGUACUUGAUGGUAUUGAUAUUUGUGUUCUUAAUUAUUAUUUUAUUAAAAAAUUAUACAUUUUUUAUGAGA